AUGGAAGUAGAGUAUGGUUCUGACGGGGCUCCAUUUGUGACAUGGGGCGGUAACAAGAUAAUGCUGGAACUGGAUCCGGCAGUUGACGAAGCCUGUAAAGAAGUGGCUAAGAAAGAAUUGAGAGAAACUCCGGAAGUGGUUGAGCAGGCUUUGGCAGAGUUACGACAGCUUUUAAGAAAGGAACCAUCGCUGUACGUUCCCAUAGACAGAGACGACUACCUCCUGAAAUUCCUCAGACCAUGCAAAUUCUAUCCUGAAAGUGCAUUCAAGAAGAUACAAGCAUACUACAAGUUCCGGAUAGCACAUGCUGAUUACUGCCACGAUUUGUUACCAUCGGCCAUUCGUUCGCCAUUUGAACAUUCAAUUGUAUCAAUUUUGGCGCCGCGGGACCAACAUGGACGUCGCAUCGUGCUGGUCGAAUGUGGAGAGAGAUGGAACCCACAAGAAGUAUCCCUCAAAGAAGUGUUCCGGGGCAUCCAAGUGGGCCUUGAAGGAGCGAUGGCUGAGCCAGCAACUCAGAUCUGUGGAGUCAUCAGCGUGUUCGACAUGAAGGGCCUGGCAUUCAAACACAUCAUGCAGUUCACGCCGUCUUAUGCCAAGAUGGUCUUAGACUGGAUUCAGGAAUCAGUACCAAUCCGCGUAAAGGCAGUCCACAUAAUCAACCAGCCGUACAUCUUCAACAUGCUAUUCGCAAUCUUCAAGCCCUUCAUGAGAGAAAAACUUCGCUCCCGUAUUCAUUUCCAUGGAAACAAUAUGAACUCGUUAAUGGAACAUGUAGACCCCAAGGCACUGAGAAAGAGGCACGGAGGUCUACUACCUGACCCCGAGAUCACUGGUGAUGUUCUGUGGAAGAUGCUGCGACACUAUGAGGAAGAAUACAAAUUGGCGAAUUCAUACGGCUACGUGCAGAAUGUAAACAACAAUAAAAUAUAG
This is a messenger RNA of Spodoptera littoralis (African cotton leafworm), 933 nucleotides long. Lineage: Eukaryota; Metazoa; Arthropoda; Insecta; Lepidoptera; Noctuidae. The record is from the annotation of a GenBank genome assembly.